Molecule: messenger RNA, 3900 nt
Organism: Durotheca rogersii
Lineage: Eukaryota; Fungi; Ascomycota; Sordariomycetes; Xylariales; Xylariaceae
Exons: 5
Coding region: 1-3900 (1299 amino acids)
Biological process (GO): phosphorelay signal transduction system; phosphorylation; cellular hyperosmotic response
Cellular component (GO): membrane
Molecular function (GO): phosphorelay sensor kinase activity
Source: RefSeq, a predicted model, not a curated record
AUGGCCGACGAGGAGACCUUGGUGGCUGCCGCUACCAUCGUCAAGUCUUUGGCUCCUGCCUCCAAAGACCCCGCCGCUGUUCCGGUUGUGAUUGGCGCCAAUUCUCAGAUCAGACUACCCGGUCGCGAAAGCCACGCCAAGGAAUCUCUCGAGCGCGAGCUCUCCGCCUUGGUUGUGAGGAUCCAGCAACUCGAGACCAAGGCUAGCGUUGCGAAUGGUGGCACGUUCCCUGAUACGCCCAACGAGACGUGCGAGCCUCUCUUCGGCAACGAAUCUCCCAAUUUCCCAGCGCCCAAGCGAUCAAGAUUUCCCCUCCUGCCUCCGACUCGGAACGGCUCGGGAGAAGAUCGGCCCGUCAAGACCAUUCCCCUCACCGACGAGGACCUCGAGGGACUUCGCGAACAUGUUGUUGACCAGUCCAAGCUCCUCGACAGCCAACGUCAGGAGCUCACCAAUGUGAACGCCCAGCUUAUAGAGCAAAAACAGCUUCAGGAAAAGGCUCUGGAACUAAUCGAGAAGGAACGAGUCGCAACUUUGGAAAGGGAGUUAUGGAAACAUCAGAAAGCCAACGAAGCCUUUCAGAAGGCGCUGCGUGAGAUCGGGGCGAUCGUCACCGCGGUCGCCCGCGGCGAUCUUACUAUGAAGGUUCGGAUGAACACCGUAGAAAUGGACCCAGAGAUUACUACCUUCAAGAGGACGAUCAACACUAUGAUGGACCAAUUGCAGGUCUUCGCUAGCGAAGUGUCUCGAGUCGCCCGCGAGGUCGGCACGGACGGAAUCCUAGGCGGCCAAGCCAUGAUCGAAGGCGUAGAUGGAACAUGGAAGGAAUUGACAGACAAUGUCAACGUCAUGGCCCAAAAUCUGACCGACCAAGUGCGAGAGAUUGCAUCUGUGACGACUGCGGUCGCCCACGGUGACUUGACUAAGAAGAUCGAGAGACCUGCCAACGGCGAGAUACUCCAGCUUCAACAGACCAUCAAUACCAUGGUUGAACAACUACGCACCUUUGCUUCGGAAGUCAGCCGCGUCGCCCGAGACGUGGGUACCGAAGGUAUACUGGGUGGCCAGGCCGAUGUGAUGGGCGUCCAAGGUAUAUGGAAUGAGUUGACAGUAAACGUGAACGCCAUGGCAAACAACCUUACCACUCAAGUGCGUGACAUUGCCAAGGUCACCACCGCAGUCGCCAAGGGAGACCUCACCCAGAAGAUUCAAGCCGAAUGCAGAGGCGAAAUUUUCGAGCUCAAAUCGACGAUCAAUUCAAUGGUUGAGCAGCUAUCCCAGUUCGCGCGAGAAGUGAGCAAGAUUGCGAGAGAGGUCGGAACCGAAGGCCGUCUCGGUGGCCAGGCGACGGUCAACGAUGUUGAAGGCACCUGGCGCGAUCUCACCGACAACGUGAACGGCAUGGCCAUGAACCUGACGACCCAAGUGCGGGAGAUAUCCAAGGUCACUACGGCUGUCGCAGCAGGAGACCUGUCCCAGAAAAUCACUGUCGAAGUCAAGGGCGAAAUCCUACGACUCAAACUCACGAUAAACUCUAUGGUCGAUCGUCUCGGAAAGUUUGCGUUCGAGGUUAGCAAGGUCGCGAGGGAGGUCGGAACCGACGGGACCCUGGGUGGUCAAGCCAGAGUCGAUGACGUGGAAGGGAAAUGGAAAGACCUCACAGAGAAUGUCAAUACCAUGGCGUUAAAUCUGACCUCUCAAGUGCGGAGUAUAUCGACCGUCACUCAGGCCAUCGCCGACGGUGACAUGAGCCAAAAGAUCGACGUCCAGGCUAAGGGCGAGAUACUCGUCCUCAAGGAAACCAUCAACAAUAUGGUUGACCGCCUGUCGGUGUUCUGUAACGAAGUGCAACGCGUGGCAAAGGAUGUCGGCGUGGACGGCAAGAUGGGAGGCCAGGCAGAUGUAGGAGGUCUCAAGGGGCGAUGGAAGGAGAUCACGGCUGAUGUGAACACGAUGGCAACUAAUUUGACCACCCAAGUGCGGGCUUUCGGCGAUAUAACAAACGCAGCCACCGACGGGAAUUUCACCAAGUUGGUCGAUGUGGAAGCAUCCGGUGAGAUGGACGAGCUCAAGCGCAAGAUCAACCAGAUGGUGUACAACCUGCGAGAUAGCAUCCAAAGGAACACUCAGGCAAGGGAGGCGGCCGAGCAGGCGAACAAGACCAAGUCCGAGUUCCUCGCAAACAUGUCUCACGAGAUCCGGACACCUAUGAACGGUAUCAUCGGAAUGACUCAGUUAACUCUGGACACCGACCUUACGCAAUACCAACGGGAAAUGUUGAACAUUGUGAACAACCUCGCCAACAGCCUCCUAACCAUCAUCGACGACAUAUUAGAUCUAUCCAAGAUUGAGGCGCGGAGGAUGGUAAUAGAAGAAAUCCCGUAUACUCUGCGGGGUACUGUCUUCAAUGCCUUGAAGACGUUGGCGGUCAAAGCUAACGAGAAGUUCCUCGACCUCACAUAUCGCGUGGACAGCUCCGUACCCGAUUACGUUGUUGGCGAUUCCUUCCGUUUGCGGCAAAUCAUCCUCAAUCUGGUGGGCAAUGCCAUCAAAUUCACAGAGCACGGGGAGGUUAGCUUAACCAUUCGGAAGGCCGAGAAUACCACUCCUAAAGACCCUUCCGAGUACGCGAUCGAGUUUGUUGUCUCGGAUACGGGUAUAGGGAUCCCACCGGACAAACUCGAUCUCAUUUUCGACACUUUCCAACAGGCAGACGGGUCGAUGACUCGCAAGUUCGGGGGCACUGGUCUAGGUCUAUCGAUCUCGAAGAGGCUGGUAAACCUGAUGGGCGGAGACGUCUGGGUCAAGAGCGAAUUCGGCAAGGGCAGCUCGUUCUACUUCACCUGCGUGGUGAAGCUGGCAGACGGAGAGGUUGCCUCUAUCGAGAAACAGCUAAAGCCGUACAAGGCACACCAAGUGCUGUUUAUCGACAAGGGCCGCACUCAAUACGGGAGGGAGAUUGUCAACAUGCUACAGCGGCUGGGCCUCGUGCCCGUCGUUGUCAACACCGAGGGGAAUCCUAACGUUCCAGGUUCCGACGACCCGCCAUACGAUGUCAUCAUCGUCGAGUCUAUCGACACAGCUCGUAAACUGCGGGCCAUCGAAGACUUCAAAUACCUUCCCAUCGUUCUGUUAGCUCCAGUCGUGCACGUCAGCCUGAAAUCCUGUCUAGAUCUAGGCAUAACCUCCUACAUGACCACACCCUGCAAACCAAUCGACCUAGGGAACGGAAUGGUACCCGCUCUAGAGAACCGGGCUACGCCCUCCCUAGCUGACAAUACGAAGUCUUUCGAGAUUCUGCUUGCCGAAGAUAACCGAGUUAACCAACGAUUAGCGGUGAAGAUACUCGAGAAGUACCACCAUGCAGUCACGGUGGUUGGAAACGGAUUGGAAGCGGUGGAAGCUGUCAAAAAGAAGAAAUUCGACGUGAUUCUCAUGGAUGUCCAGAUGCCGAUAAUGGGCGGCUUCGAGGCCACCAACAAGAUCCGCGAGUACGAACGUAGCCUAGGGGCACACCGGACUCCAAUCAUCGCUCUGACGGCGCACGCGAUGAUGGGGGAUCGGGAGAGAUGUAUACAAGCCCAGAUGGACGAAUACUUGUCUAAACCGCUACAGCAGAACCAUUUGAUACAGACCAUCCUCAAGUGCGCGACCCUCGGCGGCGCACUACUUGAGAAGAACCGGGAACGGGAGCUGGCGCGUCAAGCUGAGCAGAGCAACAGUAACGGCCAGCAAAAUGGAUCGGCACUCCUGCGGCCUAAUCUAGAGGGACGUUCGAUAACGUCGAACGAGGCUCUGGUAGGAGGAGGUAUAGACAGCCCAUCCAUUGUGUCGAAUCAGGACGAUCCGUUGCAAAGGGCACGUUCAACCCUCCCUGAACUACGCGUUCAAGAAGACUAA